AUGUGGAUAAUGGUGCAAUGUGUGAUUGGAAUUAAAAAAGUGAUAUCAACCUCAUUCACUUAAACCACACCAUUCAUUGAUCAUGAAGGUAGAACAUUAAAAUAUUUCAAGGUUGGAAAAUAUCGAAUACUUAAAAUAUAGGUUAUUCAUAAUGUGGAGGUGUCUAAUUGUUUGGUGGUUAUUAAAUAUUUGAUUUAUCAACUGGAAUUGUUAAAUUGUUUAAUCUCCCACCUCAUUACAAAUUAUAUCUAUCUUUUGUAGUUUAUAUGUAUAAAUUUAUUCAAAUAAAUUUAGAAUUGAUAUGACAUCUUCAUAAGCUAUAAAUAUUUAAGUGGAUUAAGCAUCUACUUAAACUAUUAUACCUAUGUCAUCAACUAAUUUAUGUGGAUCAUACUAAGCGGAUUAAACUUACAAUAUCGUUAUAAAUUAAUUUCAUUCUUAUCCAACAGCAAUUAUUUCAAUAUUCAGUUCAAUUGAUUCUUCAAAUGUAAAUUAAAUUUAGAGAGUAGGUUUACUGGGGAAUACGUGAUUUUGAAUUAUCAGUAGAUACUUGUCCAUAUGGUUGUUAAAUUUGUUUUUAAGAAUCCUAAGUUUUUGAAUGUUUUUAAUGGAAACUCUUUCACUCAAGUUGGAAUAUUUAAGAUAUAAAUGAUUUUGAUAAUAAUGGAUGGUUGGCAACAUCAGUUACAGGUCCAACAGAAUGUGCUUCAAUUCCAAUUUAUGGAGGUUACAAUAGUAUGACAGUAGGAGGAUAAUUAUAAAGAACAUUUCAAUUACCACCUCAUUCAAAUUUAUUCUUUAUAUUUAGAUUUGUGAAAAUAGAUAAUUGGUCUGGAGAAUUUGGUAAUUUUAGAAUAGAGAAUUAAGAUUUUAAAGUUCUUUAUAAUGGGGUUGGAACAUAAAAGAAUUUUUGUGGAAAUAGCAUGUAUCCUGAUUAAUUUCAUAUACAUGGAAUAGAAUUUGUUCAUGAUGCACCUACUAUUACAAUCCUAAUUGCUAGUGAAUAGUAUAAUUCAGAUAGAUUUUAUGGAAUAAGAGAUUUUUAUAUUUAUGGAUGUAAAUAGAUUAUAUUAUAUAAUUUAGAUACAUUUCCUUCAUAUUGUGGUGAUGGUAUAAUUGAUGAUAAUGAAUAAUGUGACGAUGGAAAUAUAUAUGCAUUUGAUGGUUGUUUUAAUUGUUAAUAUUCAUGUAUUGAAGGUUGUUCAACAUGUUUAAAUGAGAUAUGUUUGAAUUGCUAAGAUGGAUGGAUAUUUGAUAUUUUUAAUGAUUAAUGCAUAUAUUAAUAGUUUAAUAAUUUAGAAUAAUAGAUAAUGAUUUAGUAAGAUCAAUAAAAGGUUAAUAUUAAUAAUUAAUUAAUAAAUUGUAUUUAAUUUAAUUAAGAGGCUGAAUGUAUAUAAUGUAAAAUAGGAUAUGAAUUAUUUGAAGAUUGUUAAACAAUAUGUGGAGAUGGAAUAGUUUCAGGUAAUGAAUAAUGUGAAAUUCCUUAAAAAAAUUGCAAUAGUUCUUGUUAAUAUUAAUGUUAAGAAGAAUGUAUAUAAUGUAAUUUUGGUUAAUGCUAAUUAUGCAGAGAUGGUUAUGUUUUAUAAAUGUAUGAAUGCAUACCAAAAUGUGGAGAUUAUCAAGUUGAGAGACAAGAAUAAUGUGAUGAUGGGAAUAUGAUCAGAUUUGAUGGAUGCAAUAAUUGUAAUAAUGAAUGUUAAGAUUCAUGUAUACUUUGUGAAUUUGGAUAAUGCAUAAUGUGUAAAUAAGGUUGGAUAUUAGAGAAUGGAUAUUGUAUAUCUAAAUGUGGAGAUAAUAUGAUUGCAUUAGGUUUAGAGGAAUGUGAUGAUGGUAAUGAUAUUUAAUUUGAUGGUUGUUAUAAUUGUAAAUUAGAAUGUCCUGAUUAAGGAUGUUCAGUCUGUUUUUUAGGUGUUUGUUAUAAUUGUAAUUAUCCUCUAACUUUGUAUAAAGAUUAAUGUUUAGUAAUUUGUGGAGAUGGAUUAUUAGCAUAUGGAUAUGAAGAUUGUGAUGAUGGUAAUGAUAUUCCAUAUGAUGGAUGUUAUAAAUGUAAAUACUAAUGUUAUAAGGAAUGUAAAAUAUGUGAUAAAGGUAUAUGUAUGGAUGAAUGUGAUUAUGGAUAUUAUUUAAUAAAUUAGAUAUGUGUAUCAUAAUGUGGAGAUGGUAUUCUUACAUAUGAUGAAUAAUGUGAUGAUGGUAAUUCUAUUGAAUAUGAUGGUUGUCAUUUAUGUAAUUAUUCAUGUCCAUAAAAUUGUCAAAUUUGUGAAGAAGGUAUAUGUUACAAAUGCAAUUUUGGAUAUUAUAUAGAUAAUUAAUAAUGUAUUACUAAAUGUGGAGAUGGAUUGAUUGGAUUUCCUGAAGAAGAAUGUGAUGAUUUUAAUAAAAAUAAUUUAGAUGGAUGUAAUUCAAAUUGUCUAAUAGAAAAUGAUUGGAUAUGUACAUAACCUUCUGAAGACUCUUUUAGUCAAUGUUCAUAUAUUGUUGCUCCAAUAAUGAAACUUACCUUUGUUACUUAAGAGUAUAAUUAUCAAUAUGUUUAAUUAAGUUUUAAUUAGAAUGUUAAAUGUAAUGUAUAGAAUUAUACAUCAUACAUUAAUGCUACAAUUUUAAAUUUGA
Messenger RNA from Paramecium pentaurelia, 2613 nucleotides. The record is from the annotation of a GenBank genome assembly. NCBI's taxonomy places the organism in Eukaryota, Ciliophora, Oligohymenophorea, Peniculida, Parameciidae.